Molecule: messenger RNA, 505 nt
Organism: Haliotis rufescens (red abalone)
Lineage: Eukaryota; Metazoa; Mollusca; Gastropoda; Lepetellida; Haliotidae
Exons: 5
Coding region: 61-456 (131 amino acids)
Source: RefSeq, a predicted model, not a curated record
GCUCUUGUUCUAGUCAUACCUCUCCUCGGAGCAGGUUUGGUCUAUGUUGCACAUGUGCAGAUGUUAAAGAGAUUGAAAGCUCGAAUACAAGCAUAUUCCCUGAGGCAUGUUUUAAGAACCAAUAUCCUCAUCAACUAUGCAUCAAGCCGCUGGAGACCAACCUUGGAGGUCAUGUAUUAUGACUUACAACCAUGUAUGAAAUACCUAUGUGACAUCAUUUACGAGUCACGUGAGGCUGGUGAAGCUGUCCCGGACAGAGACAGAGAGUUUCAGGAUAGAGCACGAAACACUGGAAAACACCAAUUACUCUCUUGCAUUGAAAGGAAUUAUGACGAUCUAUUUGGGGACAGAUUUGAAACAAGUGUCGUAAACAGGCAUCCCACAUUACACAAGAAGAAAUGCAUCUGUGAAAUGCUAGAAAAAGAGGUGUUGCAAAUGUGUCAAAACCAAAUAUGAACCCAAUUUAUGUAUGAUUCUGGUGACCACUUGUCUCAAGUAGACACAA